Molecule: messenger RNA, 1059 nt
Organism: Nicotiana attenuata
Lineage: Eukaryota; Viridiplantae; Streptophyta; Magnoliopsida; Solanales; Solanaceae
Exons: 2
Coding region: 1-1059 (352 amino acids)
Source: RefSeq, a predicted model, not a curated record
AUGGCUAAGAAUCAACAAUUACGCACAGAAUUCAGAAAUCUAGAGAGGCAGUUUGGGCAAAUGGCUAACAAUCAGAAUAUUAGCCCUGCUGGAGCUCUUCCAAGUGAUAUAGAAGAAAAUCCUCAAGUUAAUGCAGUGACGUUGAGAAAUGGGAGAGAGUUGGUAGAAGUGCCUAAGAAGAAAAAGGAGCAAUCUGGGCUCGAAGAAGAAAGAGUGCCAAAACCUAUAGAGGUAGAUGAGAGAAACAAAACAGAUCCUGAGCAAAAAUCAGAGAGGGUGCCACCCCCUUUUCCUCAAAGAUUGAGAAAGAAGAAUGAUGACCACAUGUUUCACAAAUUCCUAGAUAUGCUGAAGCAGAUGCAUUUGAACAUCCCUUUGGUGGAUAUGCUCCGUGAGGUCCCAAAAUAUGCAAAAUAUAUUAAGGACAUAGUGGCAAAUAAAAGGAGGAUUCAACAUAAGCUUCCACAAAAGCUUAAGGAUCCGGGUAGUUUUACCAUCCCCGUGAGGAUUGGUGAAUUUGAUGUGGGUAGAGCCCUGUGUGAUUUGGAUGCAAGUAUCAAUCUGAUGCCAUUGUCAGUGUUCAAACAAUCGGGCUUAGGAGCUCCGAGACCCACCACAGUGAUGUUACAGUUAGCUGAUACGUCUUAUGUUUAUCCUGAAGGGGUAAUUGAGGACGUCUUGCUGCAGAUUGGGAAGUUUAUUUUUCCUGCAUCUUUUAUCAUCCUAGAUUACGUGGCUGAUGAGUUGGUCACUAUAAUCUUGGGACGACUUCUUUUAGCCACUGCAGAUGCAAUUAUCAAAGUCCGAAAAGGUAAGAUGAUCCUGAGGGUAGACAAUGAAGAAGCAGUCUUUAAUGUAUAUCGAGCCAUUCAGUUGCCUCUUCAUUACGAGGACCUGGCCAUGAUUUCGAUUGUGGAGAUAAAUAUAACCGCAGAUCCAAGGGUGUUUAAAGAAGAUGCACUAGAAAAGGCAUUGAAGUUGUUCAAUCACUUAGAACUUGAAGAAGAGGUUGAGGAGAUGUUGCACAUUCUGGAUGCAUCAUGCGAAUACAUAAGAUAA